AUGGAUGCCGAUGUCGAUGCGAUCAAAAUCGAUGAUAACGAUGACAACGCUGCUGGUACAUUCAGCAUCGCCAAUGACUGUCAAAGUGAGGACGAUGACGCCCUCACCGGUGAAAACAACGUUCUUUCAGGAGUGCACACGAAGCGCACUGCUGUUGACAAGGAUAAAUCAGCAGAGGAAAUUUUGCUGACUCGCGAAGUGGUUGUCCGCUUCGUCUAA
Molecule: messenger RNA, 219 nt
Organism: Peronospora matthiolae
Lineage: Eukaryota; Oomycota; Peronosporomycetes; Peronosporales; Peronosporaceae
Source: the annotation of a GenBank genome assembly